Messenger RNA from Dioscorea cayenensis subsp. rotundata (Guinea yam), 1277 nucleotides. Its product is annotated as UPF0613 protein PB24D3.06c. The record is from RefSeq and is a predicted model, not a curated record. The coding region runs from base 130 to 1140 and encodes 336 amino acids. The transcript has 9 exons. NCBI's taxonomy places the organism in Eukaryota, Viridiplantae, Streptophyta, Magnoliopsida, Dioscoreales, Dioscoreaceae.
UUAACGAAAAGUUUCAUCGGUCUAUUGAGAAGGAGACAUCGCAACUCGUUGAAAACCCAUUCCGUUCGCCAGCCCUCGCAGGGCCAGUUGAGGCGGUGGUGAAGGAGGGCGAGGUUGAGAUCCCGAUCUAUGACUCCCUCUUCGGCAUCGGCGGCAUCAUCGUCCUCUUCUUGGUUCUCCGGCAUCGUUCGCGGCCGCUCAGUGAAGACACCGGCCGGCUCUGGCUCCGGCUCCAUCUCUAACCCUUCUGCUGCCAGUGAGGGUUUCCCCGGUAGCCGGAAAAACCAGAUGCGUGGUGUUCUAUUUAAGUAUGGUCCUAAGUCCGUUCAGGUUGCAUUUAAAACAGGUGAUUUCAACCAACAAGUCAUUUUUAUUGGUGGAUUAACAGAUGGACUUUUGGCUACUGAGUAUUUGGAACCUCUAUCAAUUUCUUUGGAGAAGGAGAGGUGGUCCCUGGUGCAGCCAUUGUUAUCUUCAUCUUAUAUAGGAUAUGGCACUUCUAGUCUACAGCAAGACUCCUUUGAGCUUGAUCAGCUUAUUGGUUAUCUCAUAAAUAAGGAGAACUCAGAAGGUGUUGUGCUGCUUGGGCAUAGUACUGGUUGCCAGGAUAUUGUGCACUACAUGCGGACAAGUUUUGCGUGUUCACGAGCAGUUCGUGGAGUUAUUUUGCAGUCUCCAGUUAGCGAUAGAGAAUACAGAGCAACCCUCCCUGAAACUGCAUCAAUGAUAGACUUAGCAGCCACCAUGAUAAAAGAAGGGAAGGAGUUGGAGUUAAUGCCCAAGGAGGCAAAUCCUGAUGCACCUAUUACUGCCUACAGGUAUCACUCACUUUGUGCAUACAUGGGGGAUGAUGACAUGUUCAGUUCAGAUCUCAGUGAGGACCAGUUGAGGUUGAGACUUGGUCAUCUGUCAAAUACACCCUGCCAGAUAAUUUUCUCCAUGGCCGAUGAGUAUGUGCCUGAGUAUGUGGACAAAAAGGCAUUGGUUGAUCGACUGUGCAGGGCUAUGGGGGGUGCCGAGAAAGUUGAAAUAGAGUACGGAAACCAUGCUCUUUCCAACAGGGUUGGAGAAGCAGUCCAGGCUAUUGUGGAUUUUGUUAAAAGAGAAGGUCCUAAAGGUUGGGAUGACCCAUGGCACUAAACCCAUUUAGUAAGUUUUCAUUUACCAUCCCUGUUAAACCAACCUUGUGUUCUUUUUUUCUUUUUUUUUUUUGGGUGCCCCUCGCUCUGUUUCUUUUAUCCCAUGUUCAUUUCCCUUAAUAUCAUUUGUUUGCAUGC